This is a messenger RNA of Ostertagia ostertagi, 1095 nucleotides long. NCBI's taxonomy places the organism in Eukaryota, Metazoa, Nematoda, Chromadorea, Rhabditida, Trichostrongylidae. The record is from the annotation of a GenBank genome assembly.
AUGUAUGGACAAGUGUUGGAAGGGAUGGCCGCGCUCAACUACAAAACCGACGAUAGCAGCGGCAUGGUAUUUCUGUCUGGGAACUCCCAUCCGGAACUUUCACGGCUAGUUUCGGAUCGGCUAGGUAUUCGUCAGGGUGAAGUGAUCGUUUAUAACAAGACAAAUAGAGAAACUUCUGUCGACAUCAAGCAAUCAGUGCGUGGGAAGCAUGUUUUUAUUCUUCAGAGUGGCUCGAAGAACGUAAAUAAUGACGUAAUGGAAUUGCUGAUUCUUAUUUACGCAUGCAAGACGUCGAUGUCAAAGACGAUCACUGUAAUGAUGCCGUAUCUGCCGUACUCGAAACAGUGCCGAAUGCUUCGUCGGUCAUCGAUUCCCAUGAAGCUCAUUGCCGAGAUGAUCUGUCGUGCGGGUGCGUCACGACUGGUGUCUUUGGAUCUCUACAAAAAAGAAAUUCAAGGAUUCUUUUCAAUUCCUGUAGAUAAUCUCCGUGCGUCACCGUUCCUUCUUCAAUACAUCAAGGAAUAUAUUCCUGAUUAUAAGAAUGCGAUUAUCGUUGCGAAAUCCCCUGGUGUAAUGAACAAGGCGACUUCAUAUGCUGAUCGACUUCGACUUGGUGUUGCGGUGAUCCACGGCGAACAGAAGGAUUCCGAAGAGUCGGGUCUCGAGGAUGGCCGGCAGAGUCCACCGCCAAAUUAUGCACCGUUCGAGCUAUUUCCGUCCCAGGAACCAAAGCAGAAACCUCCUUUGACUGUGGUCGGAGAUGUUGGAGGACGUAUUGCCAUAAUGGUGGAUGACAUCAUUGAUGAUGCCCAAUCGUUCGUGGCUGCUGCCGAAGUGUUGAAAACUCGUGGAGCAUACAAGAUCUAUGUUAUUGCUACUCAUGGUGUACUAAGCUCGGAUGCUCCAGCUCUUCUCGAAGCCUCACCGAUCACUCAGGUCAUCGUCACGAACACUGUACCACAUGAAGUACAGAAGAUGCGCUGUCACAAGAUUAAGACAGUCGACAUCUCGCUGAUGCUUUGUGAAGCAGUUCGUCGUAUUUAUCACAAUGAGUCGAUGGGACAACUGUUCCGUGACAUUACUCUUGAUGACUAG